AUGAAAUUCUCAAACCUAACUAAUAUCACUCCUACAGAAAGACUAUUUAAUCCAAUAUCAGAGUCUACACACACAUCUUCACAAUCAAAUAAUUCUCAAUUUUUGCAGCUUCCUAAUAAACGAGACCCAAAACUGUUAUUUAAUGAGGUGAAAAAAAGCCCUACUCACAGAAGCACAUAUUCCAUGGAUGAAUUUUCAUUAAAGCCACCACUCUCAAACCACCCGAAGCCAAGCCAUAAGCGUACUAUUUCUGGAACACAGGCUUAUUUUUCGGCAUUAUCUAAUAAAAUUCCAGAAGUAGAAGUAGACGGCAGCCAGAAAAUCAAAUCAAUUUUAAAGGCAGCAAAAUAUAGUGAAGAAAUGAGCCUACCAAUUUUGAAUGAAAUAGAAGAAAAGAUUGACGAGCCUCGACUUAUAAGCCAAGAAAGCGAAGACGAGUCAAACUCUAAUCGUGGAAUCCAAGAAUUCCAAGAUAUGAUUGACAUUAUCGAACAAAAUGACGAAUUCACCAAAAAUAGCAAACAAGAAAAUUUGAGAAAAUUAAAAAACUCAUUGCUAGAAAGAAUCAAUAGCAAAAUGGGAAGUUUUGAAUCAGAUUUAUUCAUUAAAGAAGACAUGAUAAGUACGGCGAGGUUAUCAGAUUUGCUGCUAGGAAGCAUCACGUCAAGUAAAACACAGAACGGUCCAGGAAGCUUUUUUAUGCAGGAUAUUCCUGAUUGCUCUUAUAUACCUGAGAUCAAUUUUCAAGAGCAAGAAGACAGUGUGAUUUUUAAGCCGAAACCAAGCAAAGGGCAUAACAGAAGGAAAAGCGAAAAUAUUAUAAUGUAA
Blepharisma stoltei is the source of this 828-nucleotide messenger RNA. The record is from the annotation of a GenBank genome assembly. NCBI's taxonomy places the organism in Eukaryota, Ciliophora, Heterotrichea, Heterotrichida, Blepharismidae.